AUGCAGCACAAACGAGGCGGAAUAUGGAAGUUACAGGAGAAUACGAUGACGAUGUUAGCGGCGGAAAUCAUCGGCACAGCAAUGCUCCUGUAUAUCGGUUGUAUGGGGAGUGUUGGCUCUAUGGGAUUCGCACCUCCGGCGCUACAAACGGCACUUGCCUUCGGUCUAUCGGUGAACUUCAUAAUUAUGACGAUAGGUCACAUAAGUGGCGCUCAUCUUAAUCCGGCUAUCACUAUCGGUGCUGUCAUUUUGGGCCUGAAAUCAAUUCCUACCGGCAUGGUUUACAUCUUGGGACAGUUGAUUGGUGCCAUCGUGGGAUAUGGAAUUUUAAAAUGGAUAACACCAGUGGAAUUGUUUAACGACGGAAAAUCAAACUCGACUGAGAGCCUUUGCGUCACUGUUGUUUAUCCGGGACUUAGUAACGUGCAAGGUUUAUUAAUUGAGAUAUUUUGCACGUGUUUCCUAAUUUGCGCAGCUUGUGCAACAUGGGAUCCUCGGUGUUCUCAUCUUACGGAUUCGGUCGCCCUCAAAUUCGGCUUUUCAGUCACUCUCCUUUCUUUUACAGCGGGUCCUUAUACCGGAUGUGGUAUGAAUCCAGUGCGAUCAUUUGCACCUGCACUUUGGAAUGGUAAUUGGAAGGAUCACUGGAUUUAUUGGGUUGGUCCUAUUUUGGGAGCCUUACUUGGAACGUUUGCUUAUCAAUUGCUGUUUACAGAAACACAACCAAACAGAAAAAAAUCUAUUUGUUUAACUGAUAUAAAGCCUGUUACCGUAUUGUCAUAA
This is a messenger RNA of Acromyrmex echinatior (Panamanian leafcutter ant), 783 nucleotides long. Its product is annotated as aquaporin AQPAn.G. Gene Ontology annotation, biological process: transmembrane transport. Gene Ontology annotation, cellular component: plasma membrane. Lineage: Eukaryota; Metazoa; Arthropoda; Insecta; Hymenoptera; Formicidae. The record is from RefSeq and is a predicted model, not a curated record. Gene Ontology annotation, molecular function: channel activity.